GGAUGAGUACCGGCGCGGGUUAUCACCAGACAAUGGGUCCUGAGUUAAUGACAGGCCACCUAGUUCAUUCGGAGGGCGUUUGUGGUGACGGUUGGGACCUAUUUCACCACGAAAAUGACAAUAUAUGCUACAAAUACUACCCUGAUGGUUUGGGCGACUACCAGACUGUGGCCACAGCGUGUAAGGGGGACCUAAACUCGUCGCUACCUAUCAUUAAUUCUCAGGCAGAGCAGGACUUUCUCAAUAAACUGAUGAUAAAAUAUAAAAUGAUUGAAAACGUAUGGCUCGACGCAACCAUUAAAGGCAAACACAUUGUAUGGACCGACAGGAGUAACGCUGACUAUGAAAACUGGUUGCCCGGGCGGCCGGUCAAUGAAAGCAACUGUGUGGAAAUGUUGCCUGAUGAGGUCAAUCUGGGUAAAUGGGCAGAUGUACCAUGCGCCAAGAAAAAUGUUUAUCUAUGCAAGCGUUUUGUGGCAUGGUCAGAUCAACAAAUGGAGCGUUUGAUUAGAGAAAAUACGCGCAUGGUCGAUGAAGCACUGGCCGAAAUUGCACUGUUAAAGACCUGUCCACUACCGGUUGGUUUUAUGUACGUACAGUUGCCGGGCCAGCUCGAUCCUAAUACCUUGUGGCCUAGAUCCAAAUGGUCUGAUGUGACUGUGCAAUAUGCGGGUCAGUUUUUUCGGGCCGAAGGGGGCAAUAGUCUAGCUUUUGGCGCAGGAGUGCAAACUGGUGACGCGCCCAGAUUGAGGGAUGCUACCGGUCCGGACAAUGAUGAUUUUUAUGUAAAGUUUUUGGUUAAUGCGGCUGAAGUGCGGCCCAGUAAUCAAGCCGUGCGCAUUUUCCGUCGCGAUAAA
Messenger RNA from Medioppia subpectinata, 857 nucleotides. The record is from the annotation of a GenBank genome assembly. NCBI's taxonomy places the organism in Eukaryota, Metazoa, Arthropoda, Arachnida, Sarcoptiformes, Oppiidae.